Molecule: messenger RNA, 930 nt
Organism: Physcomitrium patens
Lineage: Eukaryota; Viridiplantae; Streptophyta; Bryopsida; Funariales; Funariaceae
Product: ubiquitin-ribosomal protein eL40 fusion protein
Biological process (GO): translation
Cellular component (GO): ribosome
Molecular function (GO): protein binding; structural constituent of ribosome
Source: RefSeq, a predicted model, not a curated record
GCGGAGUCUGCCCCGCCCACCCUCUUUCGCCUUUGCGGUUUGUUGUGGCGAGUGUUGAGGUGUUGGCGCGGAGCUUAUUGUCACCAUGCAGAUCUUCGUGAAGACCCUGACGGGCAAGACCAUCACUCUCGAGGUCGAGUCCUCCGACACUAUCGACAAUGUGAAGACGAAGAUUCAGGACAAGGAGGGCAUCCCUCCCGACCAGCAGAGGCUCAUCUUCGCCGGCAAGCAGCUGGAGGAUGGCCGCACUCUUGCCGACUACAACAUCCAGAAGGAGUCUACCUUGCACUUGGUGCUCCGUCUGCGGGGCGGUAUUAUCGAGCCAUCUUUAAUGGCACUGGCUCGCAAGUACAACCAGGAGAAGAUGAUCUGCCGGAAGUGCUACGCCCGUCUACACCCCCGGGCUGUGAAUUGUAGAAAGAAGAAGUGCGGGCACAGCAACCAGCUUCGCCCCAAGAAGAAGAUCAAGUAGAGAGGGAGCAACCGGUCUUUGUGCAUGUGGUGCAAAGCAAGUGGAAGGGGAAUGCUAGGGCUGCCUAUGUCUUAUUGAGAGCUAUAGGUCACCCGAACACCCGUACAGCUUGUUUCGUGGUACCGUAAUGCAUUUUAUUAUUGAACACAAUUUGCGGGGUCCAGUACCUGAGUUCUGAACACGUUGUCAAGUGGAUUAGAUCGUGAAUGAAUGGACUGAUCUGCAUGAGAUGGUCAUCUGGGCGGCAGUGGUGUACGAGUUCACGAUGCUCUACAACGCAGAAGCUCAUCUGGUGGAAGGAGCGUGGAUGGGUUGAAAUGGUUUUACGUCGUCGUGUGUGUGUGAUUUCGAAGUUGUAGUAAGGGAGCUAGUUGUUCUGAAGUCCGGAGAUGGAGCGAUGGAGCUUGCUUUUGAAACGGAGAAUGAACUCAUGGUAAACUGGAUUUGAUUUCAGAACA